Molecule: messenger RNA, 1335 nt
Organism: Populus trichocarpa (black cottonwood)
Lineage: Eukaryota; Viridiplantae; Streptophyta; Magnoliopsida; Malpighiales; Salicaceae
Product: extensin-like
Exons: 3
Coding region: 154-1335 (393 amino acids)
Source: RefSeq, a predicted model, not a curated record
AAUCUUCACGUCCAUUCCUUGUUCAGAAGCUAAUUAGUGAGAGCAAGUGUGAUUAUCGGGAAGAGUUCGAAAGGAUGGCAUCACCAUCUCGGCGUCAUCUUGUGCAUGCCAUGGUUUUCGGCUUACUAGCAAUUAACGUGGCGGCCAAUAUUUAUGAUAAUGAGGAACCUCCUAGGCCACCUCAUGAUCACGAAGACCCACCAUUACCAUAUAAUCAUAAAAACUCUCUAUUUCUGCCAUCAGGACUUCUUCAUCGAGGAACACCGCCGCCGCCGCCUCGAUCACCACUACCUCCAAAUAAGAAGAAAACGCCCCCACCACCUCCAAAAAAGAAGAAAACACAGUCACCUCCACCACCAGCAAAAUCUCCACCCCCGCUACCACGAGCAAAGUCUCCACCUCCGCCACCAUCAGCAAAGUCUCCACCAUUGCCAUCAGCUUCACCUCCGACCUCAUCUUCAGCUCCCAUUUUACCUCCAUUGCCUUCUAAAAUUUCUCUCACUGUCCCUAACUCCCAAUUUAUCUCCAUUACAUCCUUAUACUCCACCGACAUCCUCUCCAAAAGUUUCACGAUUUCCAUCACCAUCCCCAACUCCCAAUUUAUCUCCAUCACAUCCUUAUACUCCCCCGACAUCCCCUCCAAGAAUUUCACCCAUUCCAUCACCAUCUCCAUCCCCAUCCCCAACUCCUAAUUUAUCUCCAUCACAUCCUUAUACUCCCCCGACAUCCUCUCCAAAAGUUUCACCAUCCCCAUCCCCAACUCCCAAUUUAUCUCCAUCACAUCCUUAUACUCCCCCGACAUUCCCUCCAAAAAUUUCACCCAUUCCAUCACCUCCUUAUACUUCUCCUCCACCCCCUCCACCUAUCCUCAAAUCUCCACCUCCUCCGAGGUUUACACUUUCUCCCUUAUUUCACUUUAAAUCCCCGCCACCUCCAUCUCCUUCCCCCCCUCCACCUUUCCUCAAAUCUCCACCUCCUCCGAGGUUUACACUUCCUCCCUUGUUUCACUUUAAAUCCCCGCCACCUCCAUCUCCUUCUCCCCCUCCACCUAUCCUCAAAUCUCCACCUCCUCCGAGGUUUACACUUCCUCCCUUCUUUCCCUUUAAAUCCCCGCCACCUCCAUCUCCUUCUCCCCCUCCACCUAUCCUCAAAUCUCCACCUCCUCCGAGGUUUACAUUUCCUCCCUUCUUCCCCUUUAAAUCCCUGCCACCUCCAUCUCCUUCUCCCCCUCCAUAUAUCCUUAAAUCUCCACCUCCUCCAUGGUUCUUUUUGCCUCCCUUUUUCUUUAAAUCCCCACCUCCUCUAUCUCCAUCACCUCCUUCAUCCAAUAAUUAA